AUGGCUGAGCCUAUUCGCAACAAGCGCCUCGACCCGGCCACUGCGCCUACGCCGCAGAAUACCCCCCUUCAGAAUGCGCCCAUUUCCUCGCACGCCCAGCAGCCCGGCGUUGACAGCAUCAAGGAGGAGGAUCUUGAUCGCGCCGCUGCUGCCUCCAUCUUCGCCCAAAACCCAAAGCUCGUUCAAAUGAUCCAGGGAAGACUUGGCUCCCUCGUCGGCCGUUCCUCCGGUUACAUCGAGUCCCUCCCUCCUCAGGUGCGCCGCCGUGUCGCUGGCCUCAAGGGCAUUCAGAAGGAGCACUCCAAGCUCGAGGCCGAAUUUCAGGAGGAGGUUCUCCAGCUGGAGAAGAAGUACUUCGCCAAGUUCACUCCUCUUUACGAGAAGCGUGCCAAAAUUGUGAACGGAGGCUCUGAGCCUUCCGAGGAAGAGAUCAAGGCCGGCGAGGAGGAGGAUGAUGACGAGGAGCCCGAGGACGCCGAGAAGACGGAUAAGUCUACCGAAUCAUCCGACGUCUCUGGUAUCCCCGAGUUCUGGCUGUCUGCCAUGAAGAACCAAAUUUCUCUUGCCGAGAUGAUUACCGACCGUGAUGAGGCCGCCCUGAAGCACCUCGUUGAUAUUCGCAUGGAGUACCUCGACAAGCCUGGUUUCCGCCUCAUCUUCGAAUUUGCCGAGAACGAGUUUUUCACGAACAAGACCAUCACCAAAACCUACUUCUACCAGAGCGAGAGCGGCUACGGUGGUGACUUCAUCUAUGAUCAUGCCGAAGGUGACAAAAUCGAUUGGAAGGAAGGCAAGGAUCUCACUGUUCGGAUCGAGAGCAAGAAGCAGAGGAACAAGAACACGAAGCAGACUCGUAUCGUUAAGAAGACGGUUCCCACCGAGUCCUUCUUCAACUUCUUCUCGCCUCCUCAGGCCCCCACGGAGGAGGACGACGACGCCGCUUCUGACAUCGAGGAGCGCCUUGAGCUUGACUACCAGCUUGGAGAGGACAUCAAGGAGAAGCUCAUCCCCCGUGCCAUCGACUGGUUUACCGGCGAAGCUCUGGCCUUUGAGGAGUUGGACGAUGAUGACUUGGAGGGUGACUUCGACGACGAGGACGACGACGAUGACGACGAUCUUAGCGAGGACCGUGACGAAGACGAAGAGUCUGAGGACGAGGACGAUACCGGCAAACCUAAGCAGGAGGCGGCUGAGUGCAAGCAGAGCUGA
This is a messenger RNA of Colletotrichum aenigma, 1209 nucleotides long. RefSeq names its product putative nucleosome assembly protein. Gene Ontology annotation, molecular function: chromatin binding; histone binding. Gene Ontology annotation, biological process: nucleosome assembly. The transcript is spliced from 5 exons. Gene Ontology annotation, cellular component: chromatin; nucleus. NCBI's taxonomy places the organism in Eukaryota, Fungi, Ascomycota, Sordariomycetes, Glomerellales, Glomerellaceae. The record is from RefSeq and is a predicted model, not a curated record. The coding region runs from base 1 to 1209 and encodes 402 amino acids.